UGGUUUUUAAUCAGUUCAUCUUCCAACUCUAUUUCAGUGAGAGAUCAGGUCCAGAACGGUGAGGAUGACGUUGUGUUUCGGACUAGCUUCGUGUUUCAUCAUCUCAUGUGCGUUAGCGGCCCCAACCGUUCAUCUAAUAAAACCAAACGAUGAGGAUUUUUCCGCUGGCCAGGCAGACUAUCAAACAGACGCUCCCGACAUAGUGGACCCAACGUGGAUGACGGUAACAAUGAAACCGAUCGUCAAAACUACCGUGCUAGACCCAGUAAGCCAAAACUAUCUGCCCCCAAUGGGAUCAUCCGGUCAACAUCCGUCAUCACAGCAACCGACCAUUUAUCCAUACCACUAUCCGAAUGCUGCUCCUGGGGUGACCACAGCGAAUCAUCUUUAUCCGUACAACAUUCCACACUACCAACCAAAUUACCCACUUCAAUGGACCCAGCAGACAUCAGUUCCACUGUCACUCCACAGUGCGCAAUUUUACCCCAGCAUUCAGCAAGCGGGAGGCAUUGCCCAGCCCUGUUUCGGAACCCAUAGCGUUGGUGGCUAUCAGCAGCAGGGCUAUUAAUAGUAGCUCACUUCGAAUAAAUCACCGCGAUGAUUUUGUACUACAAAAGCAAA
Messenger RNA from Toxorhynchites rutilus septentrionalis, 621 nucleotides. RefSeq lists its product as uncharacterized. The transcript has 2 exons. The record is from RefSeq and is a predicted model, not a curated record. The coding region runs from base 65 to 568 and encodes 167 amino acids. Lineage: Eukaryota; Metazoa; Arthropoda; Insecta; Diptera; Culicidae.